This is a messenger RNA of Caenorhabditis angaria, 857 nucleotides long. The record is from the annotation of a GenBank genome assembly. NCBI's taxonomy places the organism in Eukaryota, Metazoa, Nematoda, Chromadorea, Rhabditida, Rhabditidae.
AUGUUUCCACUCAUCCUACGAUUUUUUCUCAUUCAAAAUACUGUAUCUUCAACAAUGUUGGUAUUUUAUGGAUCACCUGGAGCAAAUAUCAAUUGCACAUCUGAUUCAACAACUUCUUGGGAUUCGUGUGUCACUAAUUGUGCAGAAAAUCUAACUUGCUUUGUGAGUUUUUUUCUCAUUUUAAGUAUAUCUGAAAUUAAUUUCAGUUAGCCUAUUCAUCUCCUUCGAUUACUUGUAAUUAUUGUGAUUUUGGAGGAUUCCCAGAUAUUACAUAUUCCAGCUCUGAAACAGAUUAUAUUUUAGCUUUGAAAACUGAUAAUACUACCGAAUGCAAUUCUGAUUUUGAACUUUUGAAAGUUAACGAUUUCGAUAAACUAAAAAUCUGCCCAUUCACAUGGACAAAGUUUAUCCGAGAGAACUACGUAGUUUGUAUGCAACGACUAUACACUACAUUUUUGCUAAAUAAGCCUUUGGCCACAGACCGUUGCUCAACCAAUGGUUGGAGUCUUCUUGGCUUUGAGAAUCAGGAUGAAUUGUCGUAUUGGAGUGUUCCACGUUUUCCAAGUUUGAGUAAUCAAUCACUUUAUAUUGGGCUCGAGGAAGUGAACAGUGUUUUUUCGUGGACUGAUCCAUGGUUAACUGGCCCGGGGGUCAUAAAUUGGGCCCCUGGACAUCCAAAAAUUGGCUAUGAUUGUGCUUCAAUGCGAUUUACCACAGGUUUGAUACAAAGUGAAAAGUAAGGUUGAUAAUUUUGUGAAGUAUUUAAAUUCACUGAAGUUUUCAGCUGUACUGCGAAUAUAUGUUUGAACGAGCCACAUUGCACAUACAGUGUUUUUUGCGGUUUUUUGAUGAAAUAA